This is a messenger RNA of Pedinophyceae sp. YPF-701, 1023 nucleotides long. NCBI's taxonomy places the organism in Eukaryota, Viridiplantae, Chlorophyta, Pedinophyceae. The record is from the annotation of a GenBank genome assembly.
AUGAGGGCGGCGAAGGCAGCGUCCCCGACCGCUUUUGCCUUUGCAAGGCCGCGCGCGCUCGCGCGAUUGAGGACCAUGAACAGUGUGGAAACGAGGAGGUCGCUCGUUCGGCGUUGUGCGUCCGUCACGGACGAGUUGUCUGCCGAUCAGUGCAAAGCUCUGCUCGAGGUCGCUCAGCGGGCGGCCGAGGCUGGCGGGGAGGUCAUCUGGGAUGCCGUGGACAAGCCCAGGAACAUAGAAUUCAAGGGCGCGACUGACUUGGUCACUCAGACUGACAAGGACGCGGAGAAGGCGAUCCUGGGUGUCAUCAUGGCGGCGUACGGCGAGGAACAUGGCGUGCUCGGCGAGGAGGGCGGAGUGUACGGCAACGCGUCGUCGGAGUACUUGUGGUGUGUAGAUCCUCUGGAUGGCACGACCAACUUUGCACACUCGUAUCCAUCCUUCGCUGCGUCCGUCGCCGUGCUGUACAAGGCGCGGCCGGUUGCGGCCUGCGUUGUCGCGUUCGGGGGCGGGCCGCACUCAUGGUCCUCGGCGGUGUACACGGCGGCGAAGGGUAACGGGGCUUACUGCAAUGGCAACCGCAUCAGCGUAUCCGACGUCUCCGACUUGCAACAGUCGUUGCUGGUGACCGGGUUCGGGUACGACCACGGCGCCGCUUGGAGCUGCAACUUGGAUCUGUUCAGGCACUUCACGGACGUCACGCAAGGUGUGCGGAGACUUGGGGCAGCAGCCGUCGACAUGUGCCUGGUCGCCAUGGGCGUCAAUGACGCUUACUGGGAGUUCGACUUGAAGCCCUGGGACAUGGCCGCGGGGGCCCUCAUGAUUGAGGAGGCGGGGGGCAAGGUCACAACGAUGGAUGGCAAAGACUUCACGGCGUUCGACAAGACCAUUCUCGCCAGCAAUUCCACGAAACUGCACGAGGCGAUCCAGGAAAAGACCGGGCCCGCCGUCGCGGAUCUGGCGUCGAAGGGCGUCGAGUUUGAGCGAUGGUUCAUCCCUGAGGGUUACGCACAGUGGCUGUAG